Acanthoscelides obtectus is the source of this 1089-nucleotide messenger RNA. NCBI's taxonomy places the organism in Eukaryota, Metazoa, Arthropoda, Insecta, Coleoptera, Chrysomelidae. The record is from the annotation of a GenBank genome assembly.
AUGAGUGACUGGUUGAACGAAGAGAUUUUGAACUUCCUGGAGCGGUACCAAGGAGAAACGUGCAUUUGGGACAUAGGCCAUCCGGAUUACAAAGAUAACAAAAAAAAGCUGGCGCAUGGAGUCGCCUUAGCGCAGCAUUUAGGUGAAUCAGUAGACUUAGUAACACCUCUGCAAAGGCCUAGCGAGCGAAAGUGGUGUUUAAAGAAAUUGCACAUGUUGUUUGAAUUAAUAAAUAAAGUAAAGUUACUCAAACUGGAACCUGUUCCAGAACACAAAAUAGCGUCAAUGGUGUCACUCCUGCUACAAGAAUCUGUAAGAAACAGCUAUUUGAUGACAGUGAUGACUUUGGUGAUGACAAAUAGCACGAAAGCUGGAGAGCUCUGCCUAAUAGUCACGGAAUUCACAAAACAGUAUGCAGAUGGCGGACCUUUCAUAGACCCACUAGGGAUGCCAAAAUUGGGAUAUUCAGUUACACACGAUUGUUCUUUAGAUCUCGAAUGUCAAAAUACAGCUGCAUAUGAUGAAUUCGCUGCUGAUAAGAGAAACUUCAUUGGUACAACGAUGUCUACAGUUGAGGUGACUCGUCUUGGUUACAAUCUACGGAAAUGUCUGAAACCUCAAUAUUUUGAAGAUAUUACUGGCAUUUACUGCAAAAUGGUUGAACCAGUAAAGAUUAUUCCAGAGAAUUGUGUCUCUAUUAUGUUAAGUCGUUUCUCCCUGAUGGAUCGCGAUGAAUACGUAACGUGCCGCAACUCAGAAAAGGCUAAGCAAAAUGUUCAGCUUAGGGUUUGUUCACAAGUUGUCUGUGACAUACCUGAAAAUGGUGCUAAGCUGGCUCUAAACAGAUUACAAGAUGGGCCCCGGCUUCUGACGUAUAAUUACGAACAGACAUACCUCGUAAAUAUAUAUGAAAAUUUCAAAGAGGAACAUGGACCUAAGAACACCUUAGUACAGCUCUACACUCAAUACGAGAAGAUGGAACGUCCCCGAGAGAACAAUUCUGCAACUAGUUUCGAGCUAAAGACAAUAUUUAAGAGAAGAUUGUAUGAACGAAAAUGGAUGGUCCAACUUUUUCUUAGUUCUAGGUAA